Molecule: messenger RNA, 1286 nt
Organism: Actinia tenebrosa (Australian red waratah sea anemone)
Lineage: Eukaryota; Metazoa; Cnidaria; Anthozoa; Actiniaria; Actiniidae
Product: hemicentin-1
Biological process (GO): cell-cell adhesion
Cellular component (GO): cell-cell junction; plasma membrane
Molecular function (GO): cell adhesion molecule binding
Source: RefSeq, a predicted model, not a curated record
AAGAAGAGGAUAAAAUCAACCUGACAAUAAAAGUUCCUGCUAAUAUCAGUGUUGCACCAUCACGUGAUUCUAUAACGAUGGUGGAAGGAGAUGCUUUAGUACUGAACUGCACUGCCACAGGAUGCCCAACACCAAAUAUCACAUGGACAAAGACUGCAGGAGUGAACACACCAUUAGUUAGUGGCAAUGUCUUCUUUUUAUCUUAUUGGAUGAAGACGUUGAACAAAAAUGACACUGGUUAUUACAAUUGCACAGUAGACAAUGGAGUUGUUGGAAGUCCCCUUCACAGAACAAUCUAUGUGAAUGUAACGUAUAAACCAUAUCUUACGAACCUGACCAGCACAAAGACUGAAGCCUGUCUGAAUGACACAGUUACUUUACAAUGUACAACAAAUGCCAACCCACCAGCACAUGAAUAUCGCUUCUACUUGAAUGAUCAGCUUGUACANACCAGCAUGUCUGGAGUCUAUCAGUUGAAUGUUCCACAAGCAGGCAAUAACACAUACAAGUGUGAACCAAAGAACACUGUUGGAKCUGGACAGAAUGCGACAGUUGUCAUUCAGACUAAGGGUCCACCAACCAUAAUCGUUCUACCACAAAACAUGACUGUAACCGAAGGUUCUGAUGUCAAUUUUACAAUCACUAUCAAUGGUACUGGACCUCUUAACGUGUACUGGAAUACGUCUGGUCAGUUCGUGGAGGCUCUGAAUGGACGGGCAAUCUAUUUACAGAAGGUAAAUCGAACUGAUGAAGGUCGUGUCGUGGUAACAGUCAAGAAUGGAGACGAAUGUCCACGAGCUGAAGCUGAUGCUUACCUUACUGUGGACUAUAAACCUGAAAAUACCACCAUAUCAACCAAUAGAAGCGACAACACUUUCCUCAAGGGAGACAGUUUGAAUUUGUCCUGCUCGUCAACAUCAAAACCACAAUUGUGCAACGUGACGUUUUACCAUGGCAACACUGUUAUUCAAAGCUACUAUGAUAAGACAUGCGCAGGAGCAGAUGCUGCUAGUCACGUGAUAAAAAGUAUUGAUGGAUGUAACUUGGAAGAAUAUUCAUGCGCUGCUAGAAACCAGUACGGAAAACAAGAGGCAAAAAUCAACCUGACAAUAAAAGUUCCUGCUAAUAUCAGUGUUGUCCCAUCACGCGAUCCUAUAACGAUGGUGGAAGGAACCGCCUUGGUACUGAACUGCACUGCCACAGGAUGCCCAACACCAAAUAUCACAUGGACAAAGACAGGAUUGAACACACCUCUAGUUAGUGGCAACGACUUCUUUUUGUCUUAU